This is a messenger RNA of Talaromyces proteolyticus, 844 nucleotides long. RefSeq lists its product as uncharacterized. Lineage: Eukaryota; Fungi; Ascomycota; Eurotiomycetes; Eurotiales; Trichocomaceae. The record is from RefSeq and is a predicted model, not a curated record. Bases 311 to 736 code for a protein of 141 amino acids. The transcript is spliced from 2 exons.
GUCACUUUAAGCGGGUGCUGCUUGUCCUCUCUACCCGGGUAUCCGUAGCCACAUGCGGAUAGCCUAUUAACAAAAUGAAACCCGACAAAUAUUGUUUCCCGCUUAAAUCUGUCCUAAUAUUGACAAUUCUACGUCCAGGCUUCGAUCUUGGCUUAGGAUCUCAUGGUUAGCAGGAACUACUAUAUAUCUGGAUAUUUAAAGUCCACCUAGCUGCCCCCAGCCUUUCUAGAAAGUCCAAACAGAACAUAUUUGCUUCUAGCAUUGUCUUUUGAGUUAUAUUCGAUCUCGCUAUAAAUUUAAAAUAGGUGAAAUGGCUUCUAUAAACCUGAAGGUGAUCAAAGUUGGAGACACUUAUCAAAUUGAAGGGCGUCCGCGGGAAGAAGUUAAGAUACUCAAGGUCUACAAUCCAUCGAAUAUACCGGGAAAAUCCGUCCUUGUCAUCUCGAUUGAUAUGGACCCAAACGCGGCCACACCUUCUCACACCCACGGUGGUGCAGCAGCCCUUGCGAUCGUGGUUGAUGGAACCGUCCUUAAUCAGAUGAACUGUGAGGAACCAAUCGUGUCGAAAAAGGGCGACUUCUGGUAUGAAGCUCCUGGUUGCCACCAUGUUCGGUCAGAGAACGUCAGUGGAUCGGAGACGGCCAAAUUUUUGGCAAUCCUCAUUGUUGAUGAUGAGGUUAUUAAGGAUGGAUUCCACAAUAUUUUUGUUUUGGAUGCUGAAAAUCAAGAGCAGUGAGGCUUUAUAUGACCAAAAAAAUAAUUGGAUAACCUCAUGUUCUGUUAAUUCAAUCUACAUUGGUUCGAUCCCUAGUAUCUAUGAAUUGUCAUCAAAUGUAAAUAUAGC